Colius striatus (speckled mousebird) is the source of this 8044-nucleotide messenger RNA. It is a transcript of the gene RBFOX2, whose product is annotated as RNA binding fox-1 homolog 2. Bases 281 to 1633 code for a protein of 450 amino acids. Gene Ontology annotation, biological process: regulation of alternative mRNA splicing, via spliceosome; nervous system development. Gene Ontology annotation, molecular function: mRNA binding. Lineage: Eukaryota; Metazoa; Chordata; Aves; Coliiformes; Coliidae. The record is from RefSeq and is a predicted model, not a curated record. Gene Ontology annotation, cellular component: nucleus; cytoplasm. The transcript has 14 exons.
GCCGCCGCCGCCGAACGUUGCCGAGCGGGGGUCGCGCGAGUCCGGCGGCCUGGCCGGCGUUUCCGGAGAUUGCCGAGGGGCCCCGGCCCCUCCCCAGCGACCGCCGAGCCCGUGACCGAGGCGCUCCGGUGGGUCAGAGCCCGUCGCGCCCGCUGCUCUGGUCGCGGCGUGGAUCUCGCCCUCCUCCUCCUCCUCCUUCUCUGUCUCCGGCAGCGCCGGGCGCCGCGGUGACAGAGCGGGGCGAUCGCGGCGGGGGGCGGCCGGGGCUCCGGCGGCGCGGAUGGCGGAGGGCGGCCAGCCCCCGCAGCAGCAGCAGCCACAGCCGCAGCUCCUGGCCGGCGGCGGCGGCGGGGCCGCCCGCGGCGUGAAGCGGGAGCCGGAGCUGGAGCAGCCCAUGCCCGGUGGGGACGGCGCCGAGGGCGGCCACAGCAAGAGGCUGCGGACGGAGGCGGAGGCCGACGGCGGCGGCAUGCAGAACGAGCCUCUGACUUCAGGUUAUCAUGGAUACCCAGCAAGAGACAAUCAAGGUAACCAGGAGCCAGCAGCAACUCCUGAUGCAAUGGUGCAGCCAUUUACCACAAUCCCAUUUCCGCCACCCCCACAGAACGGGAUUCCCACAGAGUAUGGGGUGCCACACACUCAGGACUAUGCAGGCCAGACCAGCGAGCACAAUCUGACGCUCUACGGAAGCACGCAGCCGCAUGGAGAGCAGAGCACGAACACGGCCAGCACGCAGAACGGAUCUCUUGCACAGACAGAAGGAGGGGCACAGACAGAUGGACAGCAAUCACAAACACAGAACAGCGAGAGUACUGAGAGCAAAUCCACUCCAAAACGACUUCAUGUGUCUAACAUUCCCUUCCGCUUUCGAGAUCCUGACCUUCGGCAGAUGUUUGGGCAAUUCGGCAAAAUCCUUGAUGUAGAGAUAAUCUUUAAUGAGCGUGGCUCGAAGGGAUUCGGGUUCGUAACUUUCGAGAAUAGUGCUGAUGCAGACAGGGCCAGGGAGAAAUUACACGGCACCGUGGUAGAGGGCCGUAAAAUCGAGGUCAACAACGCCACGGCGCGAGUGAUGACCAAUAAGAAGAUGGUCACACCUUACGCAAAUGGUUGGAAGUUGAGUCCUGUGGUUGGAGCGGUGUACGGCCCUGAGUUAUAUGCAGCAUCCAGCUUUCAAGCAGAUGUCUCGCUGGGCAAUGACGCCGCAGUGCCCCUGUCAGGAAGGGGGGGUAUUAACACUUACAUUCCUUUAAUCAUUCCAGGCUUCCCCUAUCCAACUGCAGCCACCACAGCAGCCGCGUUUCGGGGAGCCCACCUGAGGGGCCGAGGAAGGACAGUGUACGGGGCAGUCCGGGCGGUACCUCCCACAGCCAUCCCCGCGUACCCAGGUGUGGUUUACCAGGACGGAUUUUACGGUGCUGACCUCUAUGGUGGAUACGCAGCCUACAGAUAUGCACAGCCUGCUACUGCAACAGCAGCCACAGCCGCUGCAGCCGCUGCAGCAGCUUACAGCGAUGGUUACGGCAGGGUGUACACAGCAGAUCCUUACCAUGCCCUUGCCCCUGCCGCUAGCUACGGAGUUGGCGCUGUGGCGAGUUUAUACCGAGGUGGAUACAGCCGAUUUGCCCCCUACUGAAGUGACGUGAGCCCCCUGCAAGUGGGACAGCCCCCCCAGUUCAUGAGGCCUGGCUAUUGCAAUAUUUACUAGUAGAGGAACUCUAUAGCAAGACGAGGAGGAGAAAAAAAACAACAACAAAAAGAAAACCAACAAAAAAAAGAAAAAACAAAAGAGAAAAUACUUUUUUAUACCUCACUAUGUUCUUUGAAUAUGUUUUUUUUUUUCCUUUAAAUUUCUGCCUUUAAUUCUUUUGUUCCAAAGAUUGUGCAUUUGCUUUGGUUUUUUUUUUCAUUUGUUUGUUUUUUGGGUUUGUUUUUUUUUUUUUAAACUGUGGUAAAAAUGAUGCAUUUCCGUGUCUGUAUGUUGGUGCAUAGCUUAAUCCUACCAAUCACGGAAAAGGCUAAGAUUAGCGAUAAGGAAAGCUGUUAGGAACCGAUAUCACGCAAUUAAUCAGGAACACGCAGAGAGGGUUAUUUUCCCUGGGUCUGGUGCUUGGUGCCUGCGAGGCAGGAGGACGUGAGGGAGAAGCCUCCGCCUGCCGUGUUAGCGGUCUUGCAGAAGGAAGCGCUCUCUGGCUGUGGCUGGGACCUAAGUGCUGGCGGAAAAUAGUCAUUUGCACGUGGAAACGGGGGCGAAACGCAGAGAGUUUCCUCGUUCUUGUCACCACGUGACGCGCACAGGUUUCAGCAGUGUCAGGUUUUUAGACUUGGCAAGAGAAGAUUUCCUCAACCUGCCCAAAGACUUUGGAUGUUUUCUGCUGUACAGGGGACGAGACUUUGAAAGGCGUUUUUGAUGAGGAUGGUCUUUCCCACACACACACACGACUUAAUCUAGCUGAUUGUUGUCCGUUGGUGGUGGCUGUAACUAUCUUAGUUUUCCUUCCUCCUUUUCGAGAUUUUUCUCCCUUGCUGUCCUUUUCCUCCCCUUCUUGCCUCGAGGAGUGGCGGGUGCCAUGCAGCGUCACACAGAGUACCUCUGUUGCGGACAGCAAGUGGUUAAACUUGUGGAGGUGAAGCUCACGCAGCCUUGCAGAGGAAGAAAGCCAGCAGAAGAGCUGAGCAUCAGUACUGGUCCAGCCUCCAAGGUUUCUCCUCCCCUUCAUCCCCAGCUGCGUACACGCUUCCGCAAGUAAUCUCUUUCAAAUAACACGAGUGAGGAAAAAAACAAGUUGUGGAUAAGCUGCUGGAGGCGAGGGGCAAGCGCGCGCGCGUGCGUUUGUGAGGGGGAAGAGGGUCUCGUAUCUCAACGUGAUCCCGAAGUAGUUUUGUUUCUGUCAGGAGUUUUAAGAGGAGGCAGAAGCAGUUUGUGCAAGCUCUGAAUUCAUAGGAACUUCCUUCCCACCACAAGCUAUUUCAGGCCCUUAGGUAGUUGCGUUGGAGCCCCUGGGUCUGUUUUGCCCCGCCUCACGUAGGAAGGUCUGCUGAGUCCAUAUAGACACUACAUAUUAGAAGAUUUGGAAGCUGAGAGACUAUUUAGGAGAGGGCUCCGUGGCUCCCAAGACUGUCUCCCUUCUGCUGUCACGUACAGUGAUUUUGCUGUUUUGAAGCCAGCGUUUUUAGAUGACUGGGUGAGCCUUGGGAGUGGCUGCUCCCCAAACCUCCCUGCUCACCUGCUGGCUCCUAGGCUGCUCCCAGUAGCCCCCAUGAGCAGAGGCAGGGUCUCUGAAAAGGUGUCAGAGAAAGGCAGAAGCACGGUUUUAUUGAGCUGCCUCAGCUGUGUCUCUGGCUACUGGGGUGAGCUCACUGCCCUCAGAAGGGCUGCUUGGCAUGUGGGUCUGUUGGCGGAGCCUCUCCGACUCCUCUCAUAUGCCUGCUGCUCCAUCCACACCGCUGAUACCAGCAUAGGAAACCUCCUGCAUCUAACACUAAGUGAUGUGUCAACAAGCAGAGCCUCCCCCGGGGAGGUAUCCUGGCCCAGCCACGCACAACCACGCUUGUUUUCUUUGGUUUCCAUCUCUUCCCCAGGGACACUCUCCGUGGGCAGCACAGGGGAGGCACCUCAAGUGGGAAGAAUGGGGAUGCCGUUAGUUAAGCUAGAGACCCCGAAGCUAUUGAUUCUCUGGAGGAAUAGCUAGAUAAAGGGGACACCAAACUGCCAGCCUGUUGGCCUCUUGUGUUUUUUUCUCUUCUGGUUUUAUUGUUGGGUUUUAACUUCUUUGUUUUUCUUUUUUUUCCCCAAGCCAAAGUUUGGUUUGUUGCUGUUAUGACAAUUUUUUUGUUGUUUGUAUAUAAAUAUUUUAGUUAGCUUGAAAAUGGGGAGGGGGGAACAGGGUGUUGGGGCUUUCACAAAAUCUAGGAAAUGAGGGGGACUCGGGGUGUUUUCAGGGGCUUUUUACUGCCUAAGCUGGGGCAGGGGAGGGAGGACUUGUGGUAGAAAUAGUCCUAUUCAAGAGGAGCCAUUUGCACCGCAGGGCAGCCAGGAGAUUCCUGGAGCUGAGAUGCAGCAAAAGCCUCUACUGGACUUGUUCUACCCACCUGUGGGCAGAGGGGCUGAGCAAGGCCAUCCCUUCCCUCAUUCACAGGCAGUUCCUCGUGCAGGGUCUGCAGGCUGCGAGGGGGAGGAGCGCAGGUUGCCGAGCCUGGCAGGGGCGGCUGCUCACCCCUCUGACCCUUUCCUACGUUUCAGUUCAGCUGGUUCUGACUGCAGCUCCUGAAAAGCUGGGUUCUCCCUCCCUGAGUGCCCCCCACCCUGCCCCGGCAGUGCCACUUUCAGUCCCCACUCCAGCCGCUUGGCCUCUCUGGGAGUAGGGAGGCUGACCCCAUUUCUGCCUCCGAGCAGAGUCUAUGCAUGGCAGCUUCUGCCCGCCCAGAGUGUAUUUAGGAGUGUGAGGGUUCUAGUGCAGAAGCACCCAAUCUAUGUGGGGCAGUGGUCCCCUUGCUCUGUGAUCUCUGAUCUGUUGUAGACCAUGCAGCCUGCCUCCUCCUGUGUCCCAGCCGGGCCUGCUCCGGUCACUCCCUGCCAGGCUCCUCCCCGAACCGCUAGUUAAUGGCGCAGGAUCCCCUCUGAGGCAGCUCACUGGUGCCCGGCUCCUUGCCCUCAGCAGUGGGCUGCUUACACGGCUCGGGGACGGAGGUGACUCGCUGGUUCCAGGUCCCCAGAGCACCAGACCUCCCAAAAACUUGCACGCCAGCCAGAAUCUUGUAACUGGGUUUCUCGAGAGAGUGUUGUGCUGUGGCGGGAGGGCUUUUCAGCCUUUCCCUCCCUCUGGACAAACAACAGCUCUGGUUUCACUCAGAUGUGUUACGAUCUGGCUUGAGAUGAGUUCAGAGUAGCCGAGCCGUGGUUGUAUCCAUCUUCUGAAGAAGUAGAGGACAAAGCCUAUAUCUCCCUAUGCAAAAUGAAUUGCGCUCAAUUCAUUAAACUGGGCCCUGGCUUAUUUGACUGAUGGCAGCUAGUGCCGGUCCCCAGGAUGGGCCUGCAGCCCCAGGUCCCUCGCGAAGCAGGGCUUGGCGUUCCGAGGGAAAGCGCCCAGGCAGCCUGGCAGGUGGCUUGCUGUUUGUCACCUUCUCGUCCGGUGGCGUCCGGGAUUCCUCUCCAUGGAGAGGAGAAGACGUUUCUUUUAAGUGUUGCUGUUUGUACUGUCUUGCAGUAGGUCUGGCCAGCGCGUGAUAUUAUUAUACUGGUAGAAUUUUGGAUUGGAGAGCUGAUUUACUUAACGUGCUGGUCUGUCUUUCCUUGUGGGUGCAGUUGUGCUGGUGCAAAGACGACUUUUACCGCUAACAGUGUAAUCUCUACCAGGAAUAAGUUACAUUGAUGCCCAGCACGUUAGCAAACUCUUGUCACUGUCGUGUCCCGUCCCCCCCCGCCCCCGCCCCGUGCUAGGGAGGCUGCACUGUUGUAGGUGGGUUUAGCUUUUCUAAGAAAAGCCAUGACGGGACCUGGAGGCAACGAGGAGCUCGGUCUGAGCCUGCUAUAGCCAGGUUAAGCAGUGACUUGGAUCGUGUGUCGUGAGUUCAGAUAGACAAAGCCAUGUUUCCAAAUAGCCGUGACGUGGCUGUUCAGUGCCCGAGGCAGAGCAGGCUUGCCCAGCGAGAGAAAGCGCUAGCUCAGGAGUCCAAGGCCUGUGUUUUGGGCAAAGCUCUCUCAGUCAUCCUCAAGGGUCGUCGUGGAGCAGUUGUGUCACUACUCUAGACUUCUCUUCCCCGUCCCUAAAGUGAAAUGUGGAAGUUUAUCCCCUCUUUUCACCCGUUUUUUGAGAUCUGUGGAUGUGAAGUGCACAGCGAGAGCUGAGGAGGGUUAUCUAAAUAGCUGGCUCAAGUACUAAUGGUGAAACGGUUAAUGAAACCAUUUCCUGGCCCAAAAAGAGAUGAUGGCUGAUGAGGUUUCAAGCACCCAGAGCUUUGUCAGGGCAGGGAAUGCAGAGCAGAACCUCCCAGUUCUUACCCUUGUUUUUCCCCAGCCCACCCCUGUAUCUUCCCAUCCUGGCCCCCAAGGAGGAGGCAAGUGGAGAACAGGUUUGGGGAGCACUGAGGAAUUCAAUAAAGGGAAACCCAACCAACAGCUCUGGGGAGCGCUUUUGCUGAGUCGAGCUCCAAAGGGAAAGCACCAGGGCAGUGUGGCAGACGGCCAGUGCCCGUCACCCUCCAGCCUGGCAAGGUCAGGGGGAUGCUGUCCUCGGUGCAGAAGGGUCAGUUUUUAAGUGUGUUACCUGUUUGCACUGUUUUAAAAUAGGAGGGGGGAGGGGUAAAAAUAAAACCAAACCCAAACUAGUGAACGAGAUGGACAUCCAAUGUAAACUUCUUUGUGUUUUUAUUUUGUCAUGCUCUUGGAAAAUGUCAAACAUUUUGUAGUAUACACCAGUGAGACUUGAUUCUUUGUUGCAUAAAACACUAUUUUUGGUGAUGUUAAUGUCUGAAAAGUCCCUUCCCUCCAUCCCCACCGUACUGAUUGCCCUCUCUGCCCUCCAACCCCGGUCAACUUCUCUUCUAAAAUGAAAACUCCAGUCAAAAAGGCAAGCAGGAGUCUUGAGACAGUCAGUGUGAAAUGGGGCCCUUUUCAAGCAGGCUCUGGGGUUUCUCUCCUGUAUACUUUACUCUAGCCAGGAGUCAGCAGGACAGCCCCCAUCCCUCUGCAGCACGUGCAGCCCAAAGGGGACUUGGGAUGUCCGAAUCUUGUCCCUGAUACCACUGCUAACCCUGGAAGGCAACUUCUUGAGGGUAGUCAAAAGCACUGCCAGCGGUUGUCCUCGGCUGGUCCAGGCUCGUGCAGGAAAUGAGCUGCCCACACUGCCUCUCGACUCUUGCUGGAGCAAGAACGCAUCAGCCACACUCUUGCCUGAUUUUGCCAGGAGGUUGCUGGUGUCUAAAGCCGUCCACCCCAGUAUGAGUUUGCAUGGCAGCAAAAAAUGCCAGAUCACCUUAGGAAUGGUUUUUCUCUUUUUAUUCUCCUUCUUUAUUUUUGGUUGUUUUUUUCCCCUCCCUCUGUUCUGAAGUGGGUCAAUAAAUCUCCUGCCAGAUUCCCAGUUCUCUCCUGGUGGAGGGGCUGGUUGCUUCCCCGAGGAGUGGAUAUUCCUCACCGAAGCCGGGCCCCCCACAUCAGUGGGUCUCAGUUUUGGGUCAUGGUUUUCCUUGUGUUCUUUUUCUGUUCACGGUAUUUUGUGUGUGCGCAUGUUGUAGUUUUGGCAGCUUGGUUUGGCUGCGUUACCAAGUGAUGAAAUAAUCCUCUUUUACCCCAGGGAAUGUGAUUUCUUUUUGGGGUUUUUUUCCUUGUUUUGGUGUUUUUUUCCCUUGGUUUCCUUUUUUUUUUUUGUUUUGUUUUUUUAAUACGAUAAAUCCCGCUUGUAAAUAGCUGGAGCUAAAACCUGGGGCUGACAGCAAAUGAGAGACCAGGGCUGCAGAGCGAUACGGAGCUGGUGGAGUAUUUUACUGACCUCACAGGCUGACCUACUUGAGACUUGGGAGAUUUUCAGUGCGAGGCUGAGAUGCCGCAGCACCUCCAACGGCAGCGACGGACUCGCCCCUUCUUCACGCGAUCUCCCCAGCACCUCCCAUUGCCAGGUACCGCCGGGGAGCGGGACGUGACCCCAGUGGGAUGCGUUCCCUUCCCCUGGAUCAUUUCCUAGGACGCCCGAGCCGCUUGCCCAGGGUCCCAUUUCCCUGCUGACUCUGGAGAAGCAGUAUCUGCAUCCCAGGGCUUUGUGACAGCCUCUUAACUUCCCGCCCUCCCUCGUUAAGUAUCAUAUUGUAUAGUAGCUUUCAGACCAUACAGUAUUCAUUGGGUUAUUCCUAUUAUUAUCAAGUAGCUGGAAUUGUGAAGGUCGGAGUAGUUAGAUCUUUAGCUUUUAUUCCUUUUUUUUGUAUUACUAUCCAUGUGUAUAAAUUAUUGAUCAUGUUGCUGGCUUUUAUAAACUCUAAGCAAGGGGGGAAACCCUUCCUAACCCUUUGCAAAUGGUAAUGAAGCACUGUUUUUAAAUAAAAGAGAGAAACACCA